This is a messenger RNA of Pedinophyceae sp. YPF-701, 366 nucleotides long. NCBI's taxonomy places the organism in Eukaryota, Viridiplantae, Chlorophyta, Pedinophyceae. The record is from the annotation of a GenBank genome assembly.
AUGGCUUCCCUUCGCAGCGCCACCACCUCUGUAGCUAGAUGCCUGCGCGGUACCCUCGAGCCGCUAGUGUCGUGGACGGGGAGCCGGUCCCAGGCGCAGUUGGAUGCGGCGGUGGCCCACUCUGAGCAGCGGAGGAGCAAGGUGUCGAUACCGGUCGAGCCCGGCCAGCCUGUUGACAAGGCGAUCAAUGCACUGCGGACCUUUGUUCAGGGCGAGCGCCUCGACAAGUUUGCCAGGGCUCGCAAGUACGCGGUGCCCCCCGGGAUGAAGAAGCUGAAGGAGAAGGACACGCGCAUGUACAUUCGGCGCAAGUCCGAGGUCCUGAAGAUGGUCAAGUGGGUCGACAUCAAGCGUGAGCACCAGUAG